Molecule: messenger RNA, 3956 nt
Organism: Musa acuminata AAA Group (dessert banana)
Lineage: Eukaryota; Viridiplantae; Streptophyta; Magnoliopsida; Zingiberales; Musaceae
Exons: 11
Coding region: 213-3656 (1147 amino acids)
Biological process (GO): peptidyl-serine phosphorylation; peptidyl-threonine phosphorylation
Molecular function (GO): ATP binding; protein binding; protein serine/threonine kinase activity
Source: RefSeq, a predicted model, not a curated record
GUUUCCCGUCCCUAUUUAUGUUGGUCCGCCUUCGGCCCUAGGGUUUUGACCGCCGCCUCCGUUCCCUUCCUCCGACGAGUGCGUAACCCUAGCGGCCAAGAACCUCAAAUUUCCUUUUCCGUAUGAUCCCUCCUCUACCCAGUAGCCUCUCUGUCGUCUCGCGGCCUUCGAGUCUCUUUCUGUUCGCUUGAUUCUUGGUCUAUCAAGGACCGAUGGUAGACUCCCAAUCACCAGAAUCGCUCUUGGCCGUCGAGGAGGCAGUCUCCCGCGGCGGCGAGAGUGACGCCGGAUCAGACAGAGGUGAGGAUGCGGUGGCCGACGUGUCCGGGAACACGUGGGAGGUGUCGCUGUUCGAGCAGCGGCCGCCUGACGUCUCGGCUGAUGGCUUGUACGUGUAUCACAACAUGUUCCAUCUCGUCCCGAGGGAGAUCGGGCGGCUGGGGAGGCUCAAGACGCUAAAGUUCUUCGCCAAUGAGAUCGAGGUGCUGCCCCCGGAGGCCGGGGAUUUGGUGGAGCUCGAGCGGUUGCAGGUGAAGGUCUCCUCCCCGGGGAUCGCUGGUCUCCCGUUUCGAAAGCUCAAGUCUUUGAGAGAACUCGAGCUCUGCAAGGUGCCGCCGAGGCUGGCGGCUUUCUCUAUACUGUCUGACAUUGCUGGCCUUAGGUGCCUAACGAAGCUAUCCAUCUGCCAUUUCUCCAUCAGAUAUCUUCCUCCAGAGAUUGGCAAUCUCAAAAAGCUCGAGGAGCUGGAUCUUUCAUUUAAUAAGUUGAAGAACUUACCAGAUGAUAUAGCCAAGCUGGGUUCUCUUAAAUCACUGAAAGUAGCUAACAAUAAGUUGGUUGAUGUUCCAUCUCGUAUAUCUUCCAUGAGUGGCCUGGAAAAGCUGGAUCUGUCAAAUAAUAGGCUAACUUCAUUGACGCCUCUUAGACUGGCUUCUAUGGUUGCACUCCAAGAUUUGGAUCUUCAGUACAAUAAGCUUCCCAAUGAUUGUCAAAUUCCAUCUUGGAUAAAAUGCAAUUUAGAAGGAAAUGUGGAAAGCAAUGCUAAAGAUGAGAUAUCCAAGUCUUCGGUUGCUGUUGACAUGCAUGAUGGUGCAGUUCACAGGACACGUUGGAUUCAUUCCUGUAAUGGUUACCAUGGUGCAUCUUCAUGUUUACAUUCUGAGGCCCCACCAAGCUUUAGAUGUCAUGCUACCAAAAUGAAAAGAAAGGGUUGGAAGCGCUAUACUUAUCUUCAACAAAGAAUUCGUCAAGAGCGUUUGAACCAUAGCAGGAAGUGGAAAGGAGAUCAUGAUCAUAAUAUGACUGUAAAGAUGGUUGAAGAAGAUGAAAAUUCUUCUUUGCUUGAACUUGAAAAUAGUCAAUCUGGGUUGCAGAUCUCUGUCGAGGGGACAAGUGUACUUGAUGAUUCCUCACAACUGGAUGUUCUGCAUAAUGAUUUAUCAAGUGUUAUUGAUAGUGAUGGAUGCUGCCUUGCCAAAGAUAGUGCACCGCAAAUUUUACAUGAUUCCGCUGAGAGAAACAAAGUUGGUUCAAACAAGAAUAUAUCUGAGGAUCUCUCUUCAUCUGUUACCUCCAACUCUAGCAGCUUGAACAAAGACUAUGACUUUGAAAGUGAGGGUGAGGACAAUGAUUGCUCGCUCAAUCCUGUCACUGCAAUAGAUGUACCCGAUGAACACUCCUCCUGCGAGGCGUCUAAGUUCAUUUUACAAUCAAAAAGGCAUUCUGACAAGGAUCUUGACAAUCCUAAGCCAAGCAAAUUCCGGAAACCUGUUGAAGACUUCUCAGAUCUCUCCUGCAAGUAUAGCAUUCAGUCACAUUGUAGUGUUGAUGACCACAUACCUGAUGGUUUCUAUGAUGCAGGGCGUCAUCAGCCCUUUAGGUCACUGCAAGAUUUUGAACAGAACCUCUGCCUAGAUUCACGAGAAGUUAUUCUCUUGGAUAGACACAAAGAUGAAGAGUUGGAAGCAAUUAUUUUUUCUGCACAACUACUCAUGUCUAGCUUUAAAAGAUCAUGUUCAAAUGGAAGGGAAGAGAAUCUGGUGGACAACUUCCUCAGGGCAUCAGUUCUUGCUCUCUUUGUUUCAGAUUGUUUUGGAGGAAGUGAAAGAAGUGCUUCAGUUAUGAAGAUGCGUAGAUCUAUUCUUGGUUUACACAAGCAGCAGCCUUUUGUCUGCACUUGUCCUUCUAGAGACAUCUUUGAGAAGAGUAAUGCAUUUAAGAGGGUGCAUGACAAUGUGGCCAAUGUUAAUUUCACUCUUCAUUGUGAAAACUCUCUGCAGUUGAUCAAGGAAACACAAAAGUCCAAUGUUGUGCCUAUAGGGACACUGCGUUUUGGUAUUUGUAGACACAGAGCUGUGUUAAUGAAGUAUCUCUGUGACCGGGUAGAUCCUCCAAUUCCUUGUGAGCUUGUGAGGGGAUAUCUAGAUUUCAUGCCUCAUGCUUGGAAUGUUGUACAUGUUAGAAGAGGCAAUUCAUUGAUGCGAAUGGUUGUCGAUGCAUGCUAUCCGACUGACAUUCGGGAAGAAACAGAUAUAGAGUACUUUUGCAGGUACAUUCCUCUUAGUCGACUCUGUGCUCCUAUUGGAACCCAGAAUUCUCCAAUCCCGGCAUGCUCAUCUCGUUCUCCUUCACUUGACCAUGGCAUCAAUAGUAGAACAAGCAGUUCUCUCUUGCGUUGCAAAUUUGGAACUGGUGAUGCUGCUGUAAAGUCUUUAAUUUUGCAGGUUCGUUACUUGGAAGCAGAUCAAACAUCAGAUGAGGAUAUUAGGAAUUUUGAAUACAGGCUUUUAGGAGAAGUUAGAAUUCUAAAUGCUUUGAGGAAUCACAGCUGUAUAGUGGAAAUAUAUGGUCAUCAGCUUUCUCGUAAGUGGGUUCCAGCGACAGAGGGGAAAAAAGAGUAUAGGCUGUUGCGAUCUAUGAUCAUUAUGGAGUAUGUGAAUGGGGGUUCACUAAAGAAUUAUUUGGUCCAGUUGACAAAAGAGGGUCAGAAACAUGUUCCAGCUGAUAUUGCCUUAUGUAUUGCUAGAGAUGUUGCCUAUGCCCUGGUAGAAGUGCAUUCUAAGCAAAUAAUUCACCGGGACAUAAAAAGUGAGAACAUCUUAUUUGAUUUGGAAACUGGAUCCAAUGGAAGGCCUAUUGUCAAGCUCUCUGAUUUCGACAUAUCUGUGCCUCUCCACUGCUAUGCACAUACUUGCUGCAUUGCUCAUUUCGGCAUACAUCCACCUGAUGUUUGUAUAGGAACUCCUCGGUGGAUGGCUCCUGAAGUAGUGCAAGCUAUGCAUAAGAAAAAUCCAUAUGGGCUGGAGGUGGAUAUUUGGUCAUAUGGAUGUCUCUUGUUGGAGCUUCUGACCCUUCAAGUACCUUACCAAGGACGAUCUGAAUCAGAAUUAUAUGAUCUGUUGCAAAUGCAACAACGCCCAAGGCUUACACCAGAAUUGGAAGCAUUGUCAUCAUCACCAGAUGAAAAGACAGCAAUAUCACAAGCCAACAUUUUUUCUGAUGCAGAUGCCGAAAUAUUGAAGCUUUUGGUGGGCCUAUUCUACCAGUGUACCAGGGGAAAUCCUGCUGACCGCCCUUCUGCUAAGCAUAUUUACGACUCUCUUUCAGUAGUUUCCCCCAGAGUAGAAGCAGCCCAUGUCACCGGACACAACGACUAAUUUUAUACGUGGCUACAGCAAAAUUUUGUAGCUUUGCUUCGAGGGUAUAAGCAUUAACUGUCGAUCUCCAGUAGAAAAUGCUACUUGACCACAGUAUUGUUGUCUGUUCUAUGUUAAUCCGCCUUUGGGUCUGGCAGUUCUCGCAGAUUUGUCCUGCAUCAAGCAACAUUAACUGUUCACACCCGGGGAUACAUGUAUUUGUAACAUUAUCAUUGUAGUAGCGUUCAAUUCAAGCCCCGAUAAGAAGUGAUUUGUAUUUCACAAACAUUUAAAUUUAUGCUCCAAAAAGCCAUUAGUAGA